Penicillium waksmanii is the source of this 552-nucleotide messenger RNA. Its product is annotated as dynamin. The record is from RefSeq and is a predicted model, not a curated record. The annotation marks the transcript as partial. The transcript is spliced from 2 exons. NCBI's taxonomy places the organism in Eukaryota, Fungi, Ascomycota, Eurotiomycetes, Eurotiales, Aspergillaceae.
UCUUCGAUCCUUUCCACCGUCAUGAAGAAACAAUCUGCAAAAUGGCCUCCUCUAGCCGAAGGCUACAUCUGCGAUAUAAUAUCUAUCGUUCACAAUUUUAUCAGCACGGCCAUGACAAUAUCCUGUCGCGAUGACGUACUACACUCAAAUAUUCUCUCGUUUUUGAUGGAUGGCCUAAUUGAGAGGUAUCAGAAAUCUCUUUCAAUGACGGGUUUUCUCCUGAAAAUUGAGAGAGAGGGAACACCGAUGAGUCAAAAUCAUUACUUAAAUAGUUAUUUACAAAAGUGUCGCCAGGAACGAAUUGCGUCUGCUGUUAAGAAGACUUCAUUCUCUGUGGAUAUGCAUGAUGGCUCAAAACGGGAUUGUUAUCAAGUUUCUGAUCUUGCGAGAAUCCAUCACAUGGGUAAUUUUAAACAGACGGUCGAGGAUAUCCAUGACAUUCUGAAAUCAUACUACAAGGUCGCACGAAAAGGAUUUGUUGACAAUGUGUGCAUGCAAGCGGCGGACUUUUAUCCGGUCACUGAACCCGAGGCCCCGAUGAAUAUAUUAUAA